Acanthamoeba castellanii str. Neff is the source of this 348-nucleotide messenger RNA. RefSeq names its product nuclear protein E33 isoform a isoform 3, putative. Gene Ontology annotation, cellular component: mitochondrial inner membrane. The record is from RefSeq and is a predicted model, not a curated record. Lineage: Eukaryota; Discosea; Longamoebia; Acanthamoebidae. Bases 1 to 348 code for a protein of 115 amino acids. Gene Ontology annotation, biological process: mitochondrial respiratory chain complex I assembly. The transcript has 3 exons.
AUGGUCGACGGCUACAGCGGCUCGCGAUUCAGCAUCAACGGCGUACUGCUGCCCGGCCCGCUCUUCCUCCUCCCCACCCUGCCCCUCGCCUGGAACGUCACCUCCCUCGACGAGCUAUCACCCGAGUCCCUUGCCCUGGCCUAUGCCAUACGCCCUCGCGUCUCCAUUUUGAUAUUGGGCUGCGGCCAAAGGAUCAAAAUGAUCAACCCACAGUUGCGUGACUUCUUCCGCCAGAAGGGGAUCUCCAUCGAAGCGCUCGACACGUGGAACGCGGUGGCGACGUGGAACAUCCUCAACCAAGAGGACCGAGCCGUGGCUGCUGCGCUCAUGCCCUUUGACUACGAGUGA